AUGGAUUCUGUUAAACCACUGUCAAACAAUUUGGAUGAGUUUAAAAGGAUAGUUUAUGAGUUCAAGAGCCUUAGCGAAAAGAUUGGCGAUGAGAAUGAAGCCUUUGUCUUGUUGAACUCUCUACCCGAGACCUAUAAGGAGGUAAAGAAUGCCUUGAAAUAUGGCAGAGAGUCAGUUACCAUUGAUGCCAUUAUUUCAGCAUUGAGAACUAGAGAGUUGGAGCUUCAGUCAAUAAAAAAGGAACAGCCUGGUGCAGAAGGGAAACUUUGGUUUAGUACCUACAAGGAUGUGGAUGGAGAAUCUGUGUACAUGGGGAACAAUGAAGUCAUCAAAAUCAAAGGGGUUGGUUCAUGUAGAGGAAAAGAUGGAAUCCUAGAGGUGAUUAAGGAUUCUAAGGUAGUGUUGGUUGGUGAAAGGGUCAAUGACCUCUAUAUAGUAAGAGGAGUAGAGAUGAUGACUAGUGCCUACACUGUUUCAACAACAAGCUUGACAGAGGCAGACUUGUGGCACAAAAGACUAUCCCAUAUCAGUGAAAAGGGAUGCAAGCACUGUCUAAAUAAGGAAUACUGUAUUUUAGGGAAAGCAACCAGACAAAGCUUCACAAAAUCUCAACAUACCACCAAAGAAACAUUGGAUUAUGUUUAUUUUGACCUAUGGGGACCAUCUCCUACACCAAGCCUUAGUGGCUCAAGAACCAACAAUGGGCUUGAGUUUUGCAAUGAAGACUUUGACAAAUACUGUAGUGAGGAUGGUAUAUCUAGGUGUAGAACUGUGAGGUAUACACCUCAACAGAAUGGGGUUGCUGAGAGGUUAAACGGAACUAUAAUGGAAAUGGUAAGAUGUUUGCUUUCUGAUGCUAUCCUAAGUGAAAACUAUUGGGCAGAAGCUGUAGCCUACAUAGUGUAUACCUUGAAUAGAUGCCCUCACACAUCCCUAGAGUUGCUUACCCCUGAGGAGAUGUGGACUAAUCAUCCUCCUAAUUUAGACAAUCUUAAGCCAGACUUGAGUCAGUAUGUCUUAGCUAGGGAUGGACAAAGGAGAACCAUUACCCCUCCAGCUAGUUAUACUAAAAUGAACUAUAUGAAUUUGGUUCUAAAUGUUGUUGUGGCUUCUACUAACCAAGAACCAGCAACCUUUGAAGAAGCAACAAGUUGUACUGAUGCAAGGGAUUGGAUAGAAGCUAUGAAUGAGGAAAUGCAUUCACUAAAUGUGAAUGAUACUUGGUCUUUAGUUCCUUUACCUAAUGGUUAUAAACCAGUUGCCUCUAAAUGA
Molecule: messenger RNA, 1272 nt
Organism: Benincasa hispida (wax gourd)
Lineage: Eukaryota; Viridiplantae; Streptophyta; Magnoliopsida; Cucurbitales; Cucurbitaceae
Source: RefSeq, a predicted model, not a curated record